This is a messenger RNA of Arachis ipaensis, 7441 nucleotides long. NCBI's taxonomy places the organism in Eukaryota, Viridiplantae, Streptophyta, Magnoliopsida, Fabales, Fabaceae. The record is from RefSeq and is a predicted model, not a curated record.
AUUUAUUAUUGGCAACUUUGCCUGGUUGGUUUGAUCAUUUUUCUGUUGGAUGAAUCUGGAUACAGGAUUUAAUGUUAAAUCUUUUUUUCCCCCUAUUCAUCAGGAGUAUCACUAAUUGGGGUUUUGAUAUUGAUGUCCAGAAUAUCAUCCUCUUAUUGCUAAUUAAAAGCAAUCCAAGAUUUUCUUUUAGAACUAAUGAUGUAUCCCGAGAAUCAGAUGCCUGGCUAGUGGCCUUCCAGUACUUAGAUAUUGUUGCUCUGUAAUGGCAAUUAAUAUUUUAUGAGCAUCACCAUUUUUGGGUUGUCUCCUCUCGUAAUCUUUACUGCAUGUGCAUGUUUCAGCCUAUUUUAUUCUUCAGGAUCAAGUAUUGUAAAGUAAACUAAGUGAUUAUGAUUGAUCUGUUCAUGAUAGAUACACUAGCAUGUCCGCAAUCAGUAUUAGAUCAGUUCAUAGUGGUAGUUGUCUCAGUGCAUCUAACAUUUUAUUACAACCAAAAUACUAGAUUAUUUUCGCAGGUGUGAGAGCAACAGGGGGAACUGAGAAGAGUAGAAGACUGAUAAAAGCUAUCUCUCCACUUUCUCUUGCUCCCACAAAGUUCACAACUGUCUUGUCAUUUAAAUGUUUCAUCUCUGGUGCAGUGGAUGUGGACUAAACAACCCUUGAUUGGUUGAUCAUAAUGUUGGACUUAAUAGACUUUCACAGUAACAUUCGGACAAGGCAGCAUAGGCAUACAACUUUAUUCUUAGAAAAAAAUCGUGUAGUUGUGGCUGAAGCAAGUGGAGACUUCAUAGACACUCUCUUUAGCUUCCUCACUCUUCCGUUGGGAACUAUCAUCCGGUUACUGUUGAAUAACCAACAGCAUGAUCACCCGGCCGAGUUUGGCUGCAUUAGCAAUCUGUACCGAAGUGUGGAGAAUUCAAGUGUUGAGGUUUUUUGGAACCAUAUAUGCAAGCAAAUGCUGCUUCGUCCGCAGAACAAUUGCGAAUCCCUUUGCCGAAAACUGAAGUUGAAUGUGGAUGACACAGAGUCCUUAAGGUAUUUCAUGUGUAGCAACUGUAAGAGGGGGAGUAAUUGGUUGUUGAGUACGUUUACUGGUGCUAGUUGUUGCUCUUGUGGGAAAUCGAUGGACAAAGAAAUGAAACUCUUCGGAGAUUCCGAGGAUGAGACGCAUACCGAUGGUGUCUUUGUUAAAGGGGAAGCCAUGUAUUUCAUAUUUGAUGAUCUGAGAGUUCUUCAAAGCUCUCCUAACAACUUUGUUAAGGAACUUACCCAACUUGGCUACAGAAACUUCCAUAAGUUUAUAGACAUAUCCCCAUGUGUUGGACUGAAGGAGAUUCUGGACUUACUAAAGCAGGCAUUGACCUCCAAGUCUGCUCUCAGUGAUGUAUUCUUUGCAUAUGGAGAUUCUUUGGGGAUGUGCACUUUCUCACCAAAAAUUGGGCCAAAACACGAAGAACCUGGUUUUGAUUUUGGUGUUUCUAUAAACCUUAAGGUAAUAUUGAGAAAAUCAAAGAAGAAGAUAGUGUAUGCUGAAGCAGAGGGUGAUUUUGUUGAUUUUCUAUUCAGUUUCCUCACAGCACCCAUUGGAUCCAUUCUAAAUCUUUUGGAUGGAUAUUCUUCUCUUGGAUGCAUUGACAACUUGUACAAAAGUGUGAAAGAACUCAAUUCAUCACGGCUCACAAUCACAAGGCCUUCUGGAACUCCAUUGCUCGAUACGCGAGUCGCGCCCCAAUUUGGUUACAGGAGGCAGCCAUUGAAGCUUCCUGAAGAAGAUACUCCAAGUUAUUGGUAUGGCAGAGGUUUAAUAAAGAAUAGCAUAUGCUAUGUUAAUCCAAAUGGUGUGGUUUCUAAGAAGAGGAGUUUGGUGGAGAAUCCUGAUGCAAUGAAACUUUUUGAUCCAAGAUCACCUAAUGGAACAAGAGAACUUGCUGUGGGAUUUGUGAAGAGGCCAUCACUGUUUGUUGUAUGGGAUGAUUUGAAAGUGAUGCCACUGGCAAAUGCUUCUAGCAUUUGUUUUAUACAAAAGAUGAAUCUGCCAUUGGAUGAUUUGGAGGAGCAUGUCUUGUGCAUUAGGGAGGUAGAGGCACUAAACUUAUUGAGGGCUUCUUUGACAUCCAAAGCUGCAUUGACAGAAGGUCUAUCCUACCUCUUGGAGAAUCCAAACCAAGAUGCUAAAGCUUGAUCUUUUUCUAGUUGGUGACAAGAUGCUGAAUAAUAGAAUAACCCCAAUAAUUUGUUUUGUAUAUUAGAACUAGCUAUCAUAUAUGUUACCAUUGAGUGAGAUUCUUCUGGCAUUUUGAUUUUGAUGCUUCCUUGUUCUAUUUUGGAAGUGAUGAUAAGUUUGGUAACUGCAAGCGCUUUGUUAGCUCUAGCACAACAUAACACAGUCUUGACUCUUGAUGCUGAAUAUUACUCAUCUUUUUGUAUAUUCAUCAUUUCAUCUCUUUGAGAUUCAUAUUGUAUUAUGUAAUAGUGAUGAAAUAAAGAGUUAUAGGGGGUGAUAUUACUGUGAAACAUGAGGAAUUGAUAAUAAUGGCCAAUGUGGUAGUGCAUUAUAGAAUGGUUUUGAAAACUUUUAUCAACUUCAUGUUAUAGAAAAAUUGCAAAAAUAUGGUGUUUUAUUUAGGUGACACCAAUGCUUUCCAAGUGUUCAUGUUCAUGUUCAUGUUCAUGGAUAGAAAACUAUGAUCUCAUGAUUAUUCAACUUCGCAAGGAAAUAGCGAAUACAUUUACACCUGUCACAGCAUAUUGUUUUAUAUAUAAGGGGAUAUUAUAUGAAAGAGCAACAAAGUGUAUAGUAUAACAAUAACAUUUACAGGAUUAUUUUACCCCUUAAACUUGUUCCAGGUUAGGAAAAAUGCUCUGGAGAGGGACAAAUAAUAGUUGAAGAUUAUGGCCAGAAUUCAGCAGUUUGUCCCCUGUUUGCUAAGAAUAAACAAAAUUGAACACAGUAAUUAAUGAUUAAUAAGUAAAGAUAACAUGAAGCAUAUAGCUUCGGCACCCCCAAGAAGAAUAAUAUGAUUUAAUAUCUAAUUUGUUCAAUGUACAAAAGCCACAAGAGCAUAGCACAAUUCUGUACCAUAUACCAAUUGUAGAAAAUAAGAUUUAAGAUUAAGAUUCUCAGACUAUCCUCGAUAUGUCAAAGGAAAAUACCAUCACCGAAACAAUGAGACUCAAAAGAAAAAGACAACUUCCAAGCUAGCAUUCAUGGGUCUUCACUCAGCUUUCCAUUGAAUACCAUAGUAGCCAAUAUCAAAUUAUCAAAGAAUCCUUAUCCUUAUCCUUAUCAACCUAAGGAUAUGGAAAUACAAGCUAUUCAAGAAUAUGUCCCACCUCAGAGGGAGUCAUAAACUUGGAAUCCUAAAUAAAAAAGAGAACCCAAAAUAUAGUUAGAGGAGCACUCACGAUUAUAAAUACAGUAAGAGGAGAAAAAUAGAUGGAAAGCUUAUGUUUGCAGAUUGGAGAAACAAAUCAGUCGGACAGCAUCCAUAAAUAUAGUACAUCCCAAAACCAACUAUCACCAACAUAGAUUAUCUUCAUCUCAUAAAACUCAUCUUUUAUGUAUACAUAUGUCGUGUGAAUUAACCAGAUGCAACACCACAAUUUAAAAUUAAUCCACACACACAUACAUAAGAAAUAACCAAAGCAGGUCAUAAGCAGGUAGUAGGAGUAUCACGUAUCUAUCUAUCUAUCUCUUACUAGUUACUAGUAUAAUAAUAACUGUGGCUCAUUAAGCCACCCGUGAUUCUCACGGUAAUUUGCAAUAAAAAAAUGAAAAAGGAGUAACCUAAACGCCUUUCAUUCUCGCCCUCAUCUUCUUUCUCCAUUCUCUAGUUUUCAUUUGACGCCGUCUCUCCUUUCUCUCUCUCUCUCGAAAACCCUAAUCCCUCAUUCCCUUGGUUCUCUCCUCGAUUGGCUAUUCUCUCCUUUUGGCCUGGAUCAUUUCUCUCGGUGUUGUAACCUCGAUCCUUUCCUCUCCUCUGUGUGACACUCUCUUUCUCUCUCAUCUUCUCGCUUUCUCUCUUACGGUGUUGCUCUCACUCUCAAAUCCAGUUCUCUGUUUCCUGAUCCUUUUUUGCAUUCUACUAUCCCUUGCUUUUGCUUGAGACACACACUCUCUCCUUCUCUUUCGAUGUUGUUCUCACUCUGGAACCCUAGUCCUUCAACUCCGUUUUCCUCCUUUCAGUUCGGGUUUCUCUUUAAAUCUGGCUAUUCUCUCAAUGCUGCUCUGCGAUAUCUCUCUCUAAGAACAUUAUUGAUCUCAAUGGACGGAUGCUGUAAACGGCUGCAGUGACACCGACAGCAUGUAUGAAGAGGAAGGAACGAUUUCUUCAAUUACUCAAAAUGCCGGUAUAUGCCGAGCGGAAUCGGGAUCUGGUCCAGUCAAAGCGAGGGGCUGGCGACAGAAGCCCUAAAGGCAAACGUUACCGAGUUUCAUCGCUAUUUUCUGCCGCGACCCCUCAGAACAGUGUCCGGAGGCAUUGCGGAGGCCACGGCAGAAACCAUUAUGGCGCGUUCGCGACUGAAAUGGUAGACCUGGGAUGAGGGGCUGGAAAAGUGGGCCGAACACAGCAGAAGUCCUUUAAUUCCAAAUGUUAGCUCACCAGAACAGGUUAGAUAUCGGAUGCUUCGUCGUUGUGUUUUUUAGGAUUUCUUUGAUUUUGUUUCAAAUAAAUGUUAAUUACUGUUAUGUAUACUUUGAUCUGUUGGUAUAUGAAAAUAUAUAAGAGAUUAAUUGAGGAUCCAGUUGGAUUCUGAUCUGAGAUUGCAUCGCAGGUCCGAACGUCUGGAAGAAAAUUAAAUUAAAUAAUUUUUCUUCUUGCUUAUAUUUAUAUAAAUUAUAUUUAAUUUUUUUUUGUGGUUUAAUAAUGUUUUUUUUUUUGAGAUAAUGCAUAUUUUAGAACGAGUGAAAUGAGAAGAACCGGCUGAUUGUAGAAAGAGAAAAAGCUUUUGGCUUUUUUUGAAGUUAAAGAUUGGUUUCUGAUAAAUAUUUAGUGGUUCUAAUAUUCUAUAUGCAAAGUUUUUGCUUCUUUUAUUGGUUGUUAUGUUAAUAUAAUACAAUACAUUGGAAUGAAGAGUUGUGUUGAGACAAUUUUUCUCUUUAUGUUUAUUAUUUACAUUGUUUAUUAGUUUGUUUAAGUUAUUCAAUUCUAGCAUUAUAUGCUUGACAUGAUCAUGUAUGUUCCUGCAUAUGUAAUCUAUCCACUUUUUCUGUCUAUAUUUAUGUAAUGCUGUGGAAGUUCCUUCCUUUAUGUAAAUUUUAACAAACGUGCAAAUUUAUAUUAUGUCUAUUAACUUUAAUGGUGACUCCUGCCAUAUCUCCAAUAUAAAUUUUCUAGACAGCCAAGAAUACUUACAGUUUUGGUUUUAAUUUCUAUUUAUCUCUUAUGAAAAUUUGCAAUCGCUUUGUUGCCUUAGCUUGAUUGUAUAUACGUUUUUGUUUCACAUGGAAAUAUGGCUGGGGUGUUGAUCUAAUUUGGAAAAAGUGGGAGAAAAGGUAAUUGCAGGAAGAAGAAAGAAAGCAUUUGUGCUUUCAGCAAGUGCGGUGAUUUGAUAGGAUCUCAAGGGCGGUUUGGAUUGUUUAUAUUUAUUUUAUUUUGACUAUUGAUACUAUAUCAGUUUUUAAUCUUUUUAUUAUGAAUGGCAUAUUUUUUUUAUCUUGAAACUUAUUUUCCUCAAUUGGGGACUCUUUGAUGCAAAUGGUGCACCUAAUUACAUUUUACACUUGACUGGAUCGGAUGCACUCUUAGCAAAUGAUAUCAGCAACCAAACUUUUUGCAUUGCAAAGGAGGGUGCUGAUUCGAAGAUGUUGCAUGCUGCACUAGAUUGGAUGUGUGGACUGGGCAAAGUGGAAUGCUCUGCUAUGCGGCAGGGACAACCAUGCGAUGAACCAGACAAUGUGAUUGCACAUUCAACUUACACUUUUGAUAGUUACUAUCAUAAGAAGGAAAGACUCCUGAUUCCUGCGACUUCAAUGGAGUGGCUAUUAUCUCCACCAUGGAUCCAAGUCAUGCGUUUGAUUUUUUCGGCGAUCCACAUGCAAAACCCUCUCCAAAUACCCUUGUAAGCCCUAUCGCUACUUCUUCUAGCUGAUGCGUCUCUUAUUUUCGGUGACUCACGGCCAGGUUAAGUUUUUUCGAAUCCGUCGAAGACCAUAACUUGUCCCCUCCCCGACCAGGAACUGGCGACUCAACUCUAAAACCGUCUCCAAAAAUCCUUGUAAAGCCUACUGCUUCUUCUUCUAGCUCAUGCGUUUGUAUUUUUUCGAAAGAAGCCCAAAAAACAAUCCAAAAUACAUUCGAUACAAAAGAUGAGAAUAUACAUAUAUUCUCAUCCACUACAAUUCAAUGCAAUAAAUGCUAUUACAUGGACACAACCAAAAUACCUAAUGCCCUAUACUAGUCCUAAUCAGUAGUUCUAGUUAACUGCCAUGGGCAGCCAUCUCAAUUAACCCCUGUCCAGAGGAGCCAUCAUUUUCCGAGUCACGAGACUCAUCAGCUUCAUCAAAUUGCAGCCUCAAGGAUCUUUUCAACCUCUUCAAUGAAAGCUUCACAUCUUUCUCAGCAUCAAUAGAGUCUUGAUUAAGGCUAACCACAUACUCCUACGGUAAACAAUUGCAUGAAAAUAGAAGCCUAAUUAGAGGGAUAAUUAACGAGACGAAGCAGAGGUAGAGAUGGCGGACAACACGAACUCAAAGUUGGAUAUGCAACCUCCAAUGCUUCUGCGUAAAAUAUGUCAUCUCUUACAUGUCGAAGAGAAACACUGACUUGAAUAAGCUAUUUUUUGGAUGCCCAUUGUUAAAGGUAAGCACGCAAUUCUUCGUGUAUGUGUACUAAAUUUAUGCUAAAAUUGGGUUGAAUUUUUGAAAUGGAGGUUUAAAAUCUAGAUUUUGGUGAUUUUUCCUUGCUCAAGUUGUUGUGGAUGUGAUUUUGAAUUGUUGUGAAUGGCUUCACAAUUGGAUAUGAAAAUGAUUUGAUUUCGUAAGCGGUCUUUAAUUGGGUUGAAUUUGUAUAUGAUUUGAUAUUGUAGCUGGUUAAUUUUGAAAAAUGAUUGAAAAUUGGAAGAAAGUUGAUUUAUUGGAAAUAGAUCUACCUAGAUUAAUAAAUUGAUUGUGACAUGAAUUGACAUGGAACCUGAUUUGAUAUAAAAAAGGUUUAAAAAUUUAAAAGGAUUUUUUAGAUUUAGAGUUCAGGGAUUAAUUCCAAUGAUAUAUGUAGAUUAGAUUGAAUUGUAGUAUUUUGUAUCACCAUAUAUUCAUUGUGUUCUAUUCGAUUUAUGUGACAACCACAUUGCAAAUUUUUUGUCUGGUUAAUGACCACAUUGUAAGGGUCAUUGAGUGACGGCAAGCCGAAUGAUGUUGAAGAACAUUCGGGACUGUAUAACUUGCUUGCUAAUGUAGAGGAAAGAAUAGUAAACUUUGCUGAACAAAAAGAAAAGAAUA